Molecule: messenger RNA, 724 nt
Organism: Brassica oleracea var. oleracea
Lineage: Eukaryota; Viridiplantae; Streptophyta; Magnoliopsida; Brassicales; Brassicaceae
Exons: 1
Coding region: 42-563 (173 amino acids)
Molecular function (GO): enzyme inhibitor activity
Source: RefSeq, a predicted model, not a curated record
CUUAUUUCCACUUUUUUAAAAAGAACAAUUUAAAAGAAAAUAUGGCAAGCUGCAACAAACCCCAGCUCUACCUCACGACCAUCGUCCUUACCGUGGUCUUCUUGACGGCGAACCAAGUGGUGGAAGGGCGUCGCAAGGGCCUCUGCGCCCGAACCGCAUACCCAAAGUUGUGUCGAUCGCUGGUUAAAGGGUCAAACCCCAGACUAGCCACACUCAGCACCAUUUGUGCCCUCGAGACUAAGACAAGACGGGCGAUUGCAAACGCAGCAAAGUACAAAAAAGGAAACAAACAGGUUACGAUUUGCCACGCGAAACUUAGAGACGCAGCCUUUAACCUUAGGAAGGCGAAGAACAGCCUCAAUAGACGACAUAGUAAGAUGCUGAGAAUCUUUUUGACCAGGGCUGUGUCAGAUUACGGCGUUUGCGUCAACGCGUUCGUAGACUCGCAUCAAGUUAACACCGUUCAGAACGCUGCGGAUGACCUGAGGAAGACAGGAACUAAUUGCUUGUUUCUUUCUACUUUGAUUAGAAGAAGAUCGAACCGCAGGAGAAAACGUAACUAAUCCCUCAAAAAUCUGACAGAAAAUAACAUGUUUCUCUUUUGGAGGGUGUUCUUGAGCAACACCAAUCUUGUACUGUAAUUAUUAUAGAACUCUUAGCCAUUUUCUUGAUUUUCAAAAUGUAAUUUUACCAAAAUAAGAUCUCAAAAAGGGAAUUACAUUGC